Molecule: messenger RNA, 3617 nt
Organism: Meriones unguiculatus (Mongolian gerbil)
Lineage: Eukaryota; Metazoa; Chordata; Mammalia; Rodentia; Muridae
Gene: Ptprh
Product: protein tyrosine phosphatase receptor type H
Exons: 19
Coding region: 38-3130 (1030 amino acids)
Biological process (GO): protein dephosphorylation; angiogenesis
Cellular component (GO): membrane
Molecular function (GO): protein tyrosine phosphatase activity; cytokine receptor activity; cadherin binding
Source: RefSeq, a predicted model, not a curated record
CUGGGACUCCUGUGUCCCCUGUGCAUUGUCGGGACACAUGGCCAGAGCUGGUGGGAACCCUGGGGUUUGGGGGAGCUUGGUGCUAUUGGGAGUGUGUGGUUGCACAGUGGUCAGGGCAGCUGCUCCAUACCCAGUGAGAACCCUGAGGGUGGAAGCUCAGACCAACAGCUCCAUCAGCCUGAGCUGGGAGCCACCCGAGAGCUCCUCAUCCCAGGACCUCACCUACUGGGCCGAAUGCAGUCGAUAUGAUGGUAAAAAUGAGACCCGGACUACAACAGACACCAGUGUCACUGUGGAUGGACUUGACCCUGGGUCUUCAUAUGAGUGUUCUGUGUGGGUGGAAAAAUAUGGAGUCAAUAGCACCAGGGAGGUUCGCAGUACUGCCACAGCUCCAAACCCAGUGAGAACCCUGAGGGUGGAAGCUCAGACCAACAGCUCCAUCAGCCUGAGCUGGGAGCCACCCGAGAGCUCCUCAUCCCAGGACCUCACCUACUGGGCCGAAUGCAGUCGAUAUGAUGGUAAAAAUGAGACCCGGACUACAACAGACACCAGUGUCACUGUGGAUGGACUUGACCCUGGGUCUUCAUAUGAGUGUUCUGUGUGGGUGGAAAAAUAUGGAGUCAAUAGCACCAGGGAGGUUCGCAGUACUGCCACAGCUCCAAACCCAGUGAGAACCCUGAGGGUGGAAGCUCAGACCAACAGCUCCAUCAGCCUGAGCUGGGAGCCACCCGAGAGCUCCUCAUCCCAGGACCUCACCUACUGGGCCGAAUGCAGUCGAUAUGAUGGUAAAAAUGAGACCCGGACUACAACAGACACCAGUGUCACUGUGGAUGGACUUGACCCUGGGUCUUCAUAUGAGUGUUCUGUGUGGGUGGAAAAAUAUGGAGUCAAUAGCACCAGGGAGGUUCGCAGUACUGCCACAGCUCCAAACCCAGUGAGAACCCUGAGGGUGGAAGCUCAGACCAACAGCUCCAUCAGCCUGAGCUGGGAGCCACCCGAGAGCUCCUCAUCCCAGGACCUCACCUACUGGGCCGAAUGCAGUCGAUAUGAUGGUAAAAAUGAGACCCGGACUACAACAGACACCAGUGUCACUGUGGAUGGACUUGACCCUGGGUCUUCAUAUGAGUGUUCUGUGUGGGUGGAAAAAUAUGGAGUCAAUAGCACCAGGGAGGUUCGCAGUACUGCCACAGCCCCUAACCCAAUAAUGAACCUGUCUCUGGUGACUCAGACUAAUGAUUCCAUCACCCUGAGCUGGGAGACCCCCAAGGGUCCAGACUUUCAAGGUUAUACCUACAGCGUGCAGUGCACUGGAAAUGGGGACAGAAGUGAGACCCAACAUGUAGAAAACACCAGCAUCACAAUUGAGAAGCUUGAGGCUGGGACCAUGUACAGCGUCUCUGUGUGGGCCAAUAAGAAUGGAGUCUCAAGCUUCCCGAAGACCCUAAACACCUCCACAGCUCCCAAUGAAGUGACACAUCUACAGAAUAAAAGCCUUACCAACAGCUCAGUGACCCUGACAUGGAAUCCCCCUGAUGACCCCUAUUCUCACACCUACACCUACUGGGUCCAUUGGGCCAGUGAAGAGGAGCCCCAGGGAAAGCAAGAUCCUGGAGGACAUGGAGCCAAAUCCAAAGCUAAAACCAAUGAGUCUUGGUAUGAGGUCACAGCCCUCAGGUCUGGCACUUUGUACAACUUCAGCGUGUGGGCAGAAAGGAACCAUGUACCCAGUUCCAUACAGAGCCUCCAGGCACCCACAGCACCCGUUGCUGUCAACAUCAUCUCUUGCAUCAGCACCUCUGGGGGUUAUGGUGUUGUCCUGAAGUGGUCCUGCCCAUCUGGAGGUUAUGAGACCUUUGAGGUGGAAGUGGGCAGGCAACGGAGCACCCAGGAUGGAUCUUUGUGUGAGAAGGGUGUGUCUGUGUCAGAUCUUAGCCCAGCUCAAUCCUACACAGCCACCGUCACAACUGUCUUUAAUGGACUGAGGGUCCAGUCCAUCUCUAUGACCUGCAACACAGAGAGCACAGGGGUCAUUGUUGGAGCCAUCGUGGGCAUCCUUCUGCUUUUCAUCCUUGUGGGCCUGCUGAUUUUCUUCCUGAAGAGGAGAAGAAAGAUGAGGCAGCCAAAGGGAGUGCCCAAGGCUCUGGUGUCCAGCUUCCCAGGGGAUAUCCUGGCCAAAGACUUUGCUGAGCACAUCAAGGAGAAUGAAAAGGACAGCAACUAUGGAUUUGCUGAGGAGUAUCAGCAAUUGGCUCUGGAGGGACAAGGCCAGUCUCAGAUGGCAGCAUUGGCUCCAGAGAACACAUCCAAGAACCGCUUCAGGAAUGUACUUCCCUAUGACUGGUCCCGGGUUCCCCUGAAGCCCUGCCAUGAAGAACCAGGCUCUGACUAUAUCAACGCUAGCUUCAUACCUGGUCUCUGGAGCCCCAAGGAGUUCAUUGCAACCCAGGGUCCCCUGCCUCACACUGUGAGGGAUUUCUGGCGUCUGGUGUGGGAACAGCGGAGCCACACCGUGGUCAUGCUGACCAACUGCGUGGAGUCUGGACGGGUGAAGUGUGAGCAUUAUUGGCCUCUGGAUGCUCAGCCCUGCACUCAUGGGCAGCUGCAGGUGACGCUGAUAAGUGAGGAAGUGACAGAGAACUGGGCAGUGAGGGAUCUUCAGCUCUUCCACAUGGAGGAGCAGCAGACUCUCUCUGUACGUCAAUUCCACUACCUGGCCUGGCCAGAUCAUGGAGUUCCUUACUCCCUAGACCCCUUGCUGGCUUUCCAAAAGGUGCUUCGGCAAUGGUUGGACCAAACCAUGGAUGGAGGCCUGCCCAUUGUGCAUUGCAGUGCCGGCGUGGGCCGGACAGGCACCCUCAUUGCACUGGAUGUCCUGCUCCGGCAGCUGGAGUGUGAGGGGCUGGUAGGUCCCUUCAACUUUGUGAAGAGGAUGAGAGAGAGCCGGCCACUGAUGGUGCAGACAGAGGCCCAGUAUGUGUUCCUCCACCAGUGCAUCUUGAGAUCCCUCCAGAAGUCAGCUCCAGACCUCGUCCCGAAGGAGGCAGUGUAUGAGAAUGUGGCCAGCCUCAUCUAUGAGAAUGCAGCUGCCAUCAGAGCCCAUGACUCUGAGGUUUCCCCUUCUGGGUGCUGAGCCUACACACAGACAUACUCAGGCCAGAUCUGGACCCAUGAUGGAGCCCAGAUACCUGGACCUCCAAGAGAAAUGAGGGUUGGAGGCCCAGCAUCCCCGUCCCUGUGGUAGAAGACCAUUGGAUGCCUCUCUCCUCUUCUCCAAAGGCAGGAAGAGUCUGAUGUACCUCAACUUGUGAGCCUGGGGGCUGGGAGCCUGAGGACAGGGGUGGCAGGUUCUGUUCUUUGAGAGGAGGUGGGCGUGGCCUGGGUAUCCAGGGUCUCAAAGAAACAGGCUGGACCCUGGAGUCAGAAGAAGGAAUCAGGGUCUGGAAUUCUGCUGCCUGAGGAGUAAAGGCAAGCAGGUAACUGCCCCCUUUUUACUUUAGAAACCAAACCAGUCUCCUUUAAUCGGGGUCUGAGGGAGUUCCUCUGCUUGUGGUUUCCCCGUGUCCCAUGUCUGCACAUUAUUUCCUUCUGUAUAAUUUAUUAAACUCUUCCCACUGAAA